UUGAAGAUGAGUAAGAGUGGGUUUGGGAGCUCUGACAGCAUUUCUGCUUCCGGUGGAGCGAGUGGAGGCAGUGACCAACAAUCUGAGAGAGGUGCAGUUCCUGCUGUUAAGACCCAAAGACCUAGGGUCCGAAUCCAGGACAUCGUACCGUGUAAUGUGAACCAGCUGCUCAGCUCUACUGUUUUGGACACAGUGUUCAAGGUUAGGGGAAUUACAGUUUCCCAGGUCUCCAUCGUGGGGAUAAUCAGAGGGGCAGAGAAGGCUUCAAAUCACAUUUGUUACAAAAUUGAUGAUAUGACCGCGAAGCCCAUCGAGGCCCGACAGUGGUUUGGGAGAGAAAAAGUCAAGCAGCUGACUCCACUGUCAGUCGGACUAUAUGUCAAAGUGUUUGGUAUCCUCAAAUGUCCCGCGGGAACGAAGAGCCUUGAGGUAUUGAAAAUUUAUGUCCUCGAGGACAUGAAUGAAUUCACUGUGCAUAUUCUGGAAUCGGUCAAUGCACACAUGAUGCUGGAUAAAGCCCGUGGUGAUGCCACUGUACAAAGUGUGCCUGUGUCUGCAUCAGAAGUGGAUGAUGCUGGGGAUAAUGAUGAGAGUCGCCGCAAUUUCAUCCGGGACGAAGUGCUGCGUUUGAUUCAGGAGUGCCCUCGUCUGGAAGGGAGGAGCAUCCAUGAGAUCCACGCUCAGCUCUGCCACCUUGGCAUCCAGGCCAUCAAGGAAGUGAUUGAUUAUCUGACCCUCGAGGGCCACAUCUAUCCCACUGUGGAUCGCGAGCAUUUUAAGUCUGCUGAUUGAGGCAGGGAAACCAUCCUUUUAUUUUCUGAAGACCCUUGAAUCCACCUGUGAGUAAUUUUGACCUGUUGACUUUUUAGGAAACGACAAAAAAAAAAAAAAAUACUCAACUGGCAUUCUUCAAGAACUCGCUGCUUUUCCAACUGCUUUGAACUUUUCUUUUUUUUCUACCUAUAUUUGAAGCUCAGAGAGAGAUAGUGAUGGGUAAAAUGACUGAACUCUGUAGGAUUUACUAGCAAGCUAAUGGAAAAAGUGAUUUUGGGUGAAUAAAAACUACAGAAAAUGUUGAAAUUUAUAAUUCGUGUUCGAGCUACUUUUCCCAAAAUAUCUGUGUAUUGCGAAAAAAUAAUUGCAGUCACGGAGCUAGCUAAAAGACAAAAA
Saimiri boliviensis boliviensis (Bolivian squirrel monkey) is the source of this 1170-nucleotide messenger RNA. RefSeq names its product replication protein A4 (gene RPA4). Gene Ontology annotation, cellular component: nucleus; DNA replication factor A complex; chromosome, telomeric region. Lineage: Eukaryota; Metazoa; Chordata; Mammalia; Primates; Cebidae. Gene Ontology annotation, molecular function: single-stranded DNA binding. Gene Ontology annotation, biological process: DNA replication; nucleotide-excision repair; double-strand break repair via homologous recombination. The record is from RefSeq and is a predicted model, not a curated record.